This is a messenger RNA of Vanrija pseudolonga, 7308 nucleotides long. Its product is annotated as Phospholipase D1. The transcript has 28 exons. Lineage: Eukaryota; Fungi; Basidiomycota; Tremellomycetes; Trichosporonales; Trichosporonaceae. Gene Ontology annotation, molecular function: D-type glycerophospholipase activity. The record is from RefSeq and is a predicted model, not a curated record. Gene Ontology annotation, biological process: intracellular signal transduction; phosphatidic acid biosynthetic process; phospholipid catabolic process. The coding region runs from base 210 to 2876 and encodes 888 amino acids. Gene Ontology annotation, cellular component: intracellular membrane-bounded organelle.
UUUCCCGCGCAGCAACUCGGGUAAUCGACACGGCAGCAGACAAGGCAGCAGACUCGAUCAUUGACUGGCACGCCGAAGUCAAAACGACGAUUGACCGUUCCACUUCAUCUCUGUCGUUAGCUCAACAACAAGCUCAGCAACAGUGGGCAUCCUCCCAGUUCAACCCCUUUGUACCACCUCUACAACGACCUACUCAAACCUCGUCAACCAUGAGCAGCAGCGACCAGGCAUCUGUCAACACGAGCGGUACGGGCGAGAGCAAGAAGGAGUCGAUCUUUCGCAAGCUGCGCGAGAAUGUCGACCACGUCCAGUCUGGCAUCUCACGCCUCGGUGUUUCCGUCGCGACCACUUGGAACCCAAACCACCGCCACGACGAGGAGUGGGAGAAGGAGAUUGACGCAAAGCUCGAGGCCACCCGCGACAGCCACCGCUUCAGGUCCUUUGCACCCGACCGUCCUGGCAACCUCGUCAAGUGGCACAUUGAUGGUCAUGACUAUUUCUGGGCGCUGUCAGAGAUCAUUGAUUCAGCGACAGAGAGCAUCAUGAUUCUCGACUGGUGGCUCACUCCUGAGCUCUACCUCCGCCGCCCUGCUGCCUACUUCCCCGAGUGGCGCCUCGACCGCCUUCUCAAGCGCAAGGCUGAGCAGGGCGUCAAGGUGUUCGUGCAGGUGUACAAGGAGGUGACCGCAUCCAUGUCCCUUGGAUCCAAGCACACAAAGCACGCCCUCGAGGACCUGCAUCCAAACAUUGCAGUCAUGCGCCACCCUGACCACUCUGGCGGCGAACUCGUGUACUACUUCUCGCACCACGAGAAGCUGUGCAUCGUCGACAACAAGGUGGCGGCUAUGGGUGGUCUGGACGCGUGCUUUGGACGCUGGGACACGCCCAACCACCCGCUCGCCGACGUCCACCCCGCCAAGUUCGAGGACGCCCUCUUCCCUGGCCAAGGUCCGUGCCCUCUGCGCGCCACACUCGCAGCUAACAGUCCAGACUACAACAACUCGCGCAUCAUGGACUUCCAGACCGUGGACAAGUACACGUCCAACGCCCUCGCCAUUCAGGAGGCUGGCCGUAUGCCGUGGCACGACACAUCAUUGACCUUCAUCGGUCCUUGUGUCGUCGACCUCGUGCAGCACUUCUGCGAGCGCUGGAACUUUGUCAAGGACCUCAAGUACAAGCAUGACCACCGCAUGGAGUGGCUUGCCCUUCCUCAGCCUUGGGAAAGCGUGUACGCUAAGAGGCAGGCUGAGAUGAUGGAGAAAGACUCGCAGCUCCGCGAUGACCACCCGCACCUCCACAAAUGGAAGGAGCUCGGUCGUCAGUUCGCGCACCCCUACCACUGGCCGCCGUCAGAUCUUCCCCGCGCGUCGGAGCCCGUUCCAGAGGGCACCUGCCGUGUGCAGGUGCUUCGUUCGGCGGCUGAUUGGAGCCACGGUAUUUUGACCGAGGACAGCAUUCAAGAGGCGUACAUUAGCUUGAUUCGCGAGGCCAACCACUGUAUCUAUAUUGAGAACCAAUUCUUGCUAACAUUCAUUACUACCACUCGGGUCGGAAACCCUGUAAAGAAUCUUAUCGGUGCUGCGCUUGUUGAGCGUAUCCUGUCUGCUGCCAAGGAUGGCCGCAAGUUCAAGAUCUAUGUUCUUAUCCCAGAGGUCCCUGCUUUCCCCGGCAACAUCCAGACCAACUCGGGCCUCAAGGCUAUCAUGGAGGCCCAGUACCGCUCCAUCAACCGUGGCGGUCAAUCGAUCCUUGAGCGCGUCAAGGAAGAGGGCGUCAACCCGGACGACUACAUCUCUUUCUGGAAUCUGCGUAGCUACGAUCGUAUCAACGCCCCCAAGGAGACCAUCAGAGAGAUGGAGGAGAAGUCUGGUGUCGAGUUCCACGAGGCCCAGGUUGCUCUCUCGCGCGUCUAUGUCGGCGACCCGGGAGAGAAGGCCGACGACGACGCGGUGGUGUACAUUGAGAAGACGCACGACCAGCUCACCAAGGGGGACAACACCAACAAAAAGGGCAAGAGUGCCCAAGAUGUUGUCAAGCUUCCUAGGACUGUCGAGGAGGCCAAGAACAUCAUUCGCAAGUUCGAAAGUGCAGCGGUGAACAACAUUGGUGAUGUUCCGGACAACGUUUGCCAGGACGCGCUGCGGUCAGGCGUCAACGUCAAGACCGAGGCUUGGGCUGGAACCGAGCAGGAGGAGCUCGACAGCAUCGUCACAGAGCAAUGCUACAUCCACACCAAGCUCAUGAUUGUGGACGACCGCCGUAUCAUCUGUGGCAGUGCCAAUCUCAACGACCGUAGCCAGAGGGGCGACCACGACUCGGAGAUUGCCAUUGUCAUUGAGGACAAUGACAUGAUCGAGACGACGAUGAACGGCAAGAAGUACAUGGCCGGCAAGCUUGCCGCGUCUUGGCGUCGCUCUCUGAUGCGCGAGCACCUUGGCCUUUCCGCUCCUCUGCCACCCCAGCUUCCUACAAACCAGCCCAACGACAACAUGAAGGCUGCGCCAGUCCACAACCACUACGACUUUGGCUCGCCCGAUGAUCUCGCGGUUGCCGAUCCGCUGUCGGACGAGUUUGUCAACCUGUGGAACACGACUGGCAAGACGAACCGUGAGAUCUUUGAGCACAUCUUCCGCUGUGUGCCCACGGACAAGGUCCGCAACUGGGCCCAGUACGGAGAGUACAUCCGCGCCAGUGGUAGCAUCAAGACUGGCCACGUCGCGCAUGCCGCCCUGUCGGUCCAGGAGGUCAAGAACGACCUGUCCAAGAUCCGCGGCCACCUCGUGGACAUGCCGAUCCACUUCCUCGAGGAGGAGGCCUACCUGACUGAAGGCGACUUUAUGUCUGUCAACUCGGUCACCCUGGCCAUCUACAUCUAAGCAGCUAGCAGCACCCUUCCCUGUACUGUAGCCCUUGGCCCCAUUCCAUGGUGAACAAUGCCGUAGUAAUAUGUCUGUCAUUACACUAUUACAUCCAGAUGCAGACUGUGGAUACUUUCUGCAGGUGGCAGAGUAGUACAGGCUAAAGAUAUGGUGGUACAAUAGAUCUAGUAGGCAGCUGCGGUAACCUUUGAAGGUGGUACGGGGACGCUCUCGGCAGACUCGUCGCCGCUCGCGCUACCGCUGCUGCGGUUCUGGUUUUGAAGUCCGGGGACAGGCUUGCGCCUGACGUUUCGGGGGGAUGUGGGCGAGUUGUUGGGGUCACCAAACUCAAAGUUGGCCGUGGCGGGCGAGAGGGGGACGUUGCCGCCCGAGGCACUGAGCGAGCCCGACGGGCCAUGCGAGCGCGGCGGCGGCGGGAUGGGCAUGAUGGUGUGCCCAGCGGCCGCAGCCAUGUCGGCGGGCGUGAAGUGCGUGUGGGUAGUGGAGAAUGGGGUCGAGAUGUUGAUGGCAGAGAUCUCGCUCUCAUCCUUUCCGCGGCGGCCGCCAAAGGAGAAGAGACGCGACGCGAACCCGUCCUUGCUCUUCGCUGGCGCGGUGGAGGCGUGCGGGUCGGUGCUAGGGCCAUUGAACAUUCCAAACUCGUUGGUAGAGUCGGGCAGGCUGCGAGGCUGGAACGGUGGGCUGCGCAUGCUCUGGAAGGACGACUGCUGUCCCAUCGCCUGUGGGUUGGCGGGGAAGAGGCCAAUGGGGAUCUGCGGCUCCUCCACAGGGAUGAUCGGCGACGAGAUGUUUGGAUCACCGCCACGGUUCGGGUCCACAGGGUAAGUCGGGUAGUUGCCAGAGGGAGCCUUCGACUUGGGGCGCAGCAUGACCUUUGAGCUAGCUCUGCGAAGCCCGCGUAAGCUCAUCGAAGGCGGCCUUUGACGCCCUGGGGUCGUCGGCAUCGUGCCAUUGGAGAUGGCACCAGGAGACGGCGUGAUAGGAAUCGACCCGAGAGGCGGUGUGUUGGGCACCUUGAUUGUGCCAACCUUCUCAGUGGGGAGGUACUUGGCUGGCACCUCGGGGGUGGCGAAGUCGGGAGUGGGAGGGCGGGGCGGCCGCUUCGGUGCUUCUGACUUGGCACUCUUGAUGGAGUGGUCGCUUCCGCGCUGGGCCAUCUCGUGGUGCAGCUUGUUGGAGCCAGAAGUAGAGCGCGUGUGCGUCAUGGACCGCGCCUCUGGGUCGGCCGCAGCCAUCGAGCCGUGGUUCGAAGGCGGCGAGGUGCCCGCUGAACCUGUCGACGUGUGGGCGUCUGGGUACCGCUUUCCUGGCGGGACAAGGGGCGAGUGGCGCCGGGGGCUCUCGGGCUGGAGAUAAGGUAGUCUGCUUGAGCCACGGCGGGGCAAAGCAGCACCCGCCGCAUUGACACCUGCUCCAUUGAGAGGCGAGGCCUUCUCGCCGACGCCGCGGCGCUGCUGAAGCGCAGAGGGCGAGUUGAAGUGGAUGUCUCGGGGAGACAGGUCGCGCAUGAGCUUCUCCAGGUUGUUGAGCUGGUCGGCCAUGACGAUGCCACUGCCGCGGUGGUCGGACGGCGAGAGUUGGGGGGAGAGCAGUCCAGGGCUGUCGGGGGUGACACUCGUGGGCGGGCCGCGCUCCAAGGGAGGGACACCAUUGGGGAUGGGACGCGGGAGGGCAAUCGGGCUGGCCAACAGGUCGGUGCUGCUACGAUGCGCAUCGAGCAUCGCAACAACGUCGCCGAGCUCACUGCGUUCACCGUCUUCCGAGAGGGUGUUGGACUGCCUGACGCCGUUGGGUGCCACAGCGCGAUUCAGGCCAAGUCCGUGAAGCUCCCCAUCGUGUUCGUUGAGCUCGCGGGAUGUCGAAGGCGGGUCGUCGGCAUAGUCAUAUGUGUGUGAGCUGUCAGCCAGAGCGGCGUAUCCGACAGCCGCAGCUGCGGCCUCGGCGAGCUCGGCCUGUUCGCGUUCCUCCAUUUCUCGCUGCUUGCGCUCCCUCUCGGCGCGAGUGGCCGCUUCGCGCUUCUCUGCUUCGCGGACCCGCUCCUUCUCCAGCUGCUCUCGUUUGAGUCGCUCUUCCUCCUCGAUGCGCUCUCGCUCGAGCCGUUCCUGGAGUUCGAUACGCUCCUGUUCGAUACGCUCCUGCUCGAGACGUUGAGCCUCGAUGCGUUGUUGCUCGAGACGCUGUUGUUCGAGACGGCGCUCCUCUUGCUCCUUGCGCUCCUGUUCCACGCGCACUCGUUCGAGCCGUUCGGCUUCGAGGCGCUCUUGUUCCAAUCGCUCGGCUGCGAGGCGCUCCUUCUCGAAUCGUUCCGCCUCUAUGCGUUGCUGCUCGAGUCGUGCAGCCUCGACACGUUCCCGCUCCAGCCGCUCUGCCUCGAGACGCUCGGCUUGGAGGCGUUCCUGCUCCAGGCGCUCCUGUUCCAGACGCUCCUGCUCUCGCCGCUCCACCUCGAGUCUCUCCUGCUCUUGCCGUUCGAGUUCCUGCUGCUCCAACAGCCUCUUCUGUUCCAAUCGCUCGGCUUCGGCUCUCUCCGCUUCGAGUUCCAAGUCGCGAAGGAAGCGCGGGCGCUCAUCGUUGAGUUUACCGACAAGAGCCAGUUCCCGAACCCCGCCCUCGGAGCCCAACUUGCGAGAUGGACCCCCUGAGCGGAGCCAGCCCUCAAACCAAGGCGCCUCAUCGGGGUCAAUGUCGAACUCGAUUGUUCCAAACAAUGAUGUCGACGGAGGAAUGCUGGCCGUGAUGGAUGCCGGUGUGCGGGGAGAGAAUGACGACACUGACGAGCCCGUCUGAGACGAGUUGGAGGGGAAUCUCGACUCGGGCGGGUUGGACAGGUUUCGGACUCGGUGGUGAUGGUUUGUGUGUGGGAGGAUCGGGUCGGGGGCAGGGGCGAACACGCCAUGGGAGAGAUUGGCGGCUGGCGGAGAGGUAAAGGCCUUUUUGGGCGUCGCGACUGGCGUGUUUGUUGGCGAGUUUGUCGAUCGCGAAGAAGAGUUGGGGAACAAUGUACUCCAGGCUGCAGGUGUGAUCUGAGGCCCAACAUCGAGGUCUGUUGUUGUGCCAUAGCUCGCCGUCGAUUCGCGCGAGCCGUGAGACUCUGCCGGCAGUUGAGGUCCCAUAUACACUGUGAUGCCAGCUAUUGAAGGAAGGCCAAACUCGCGGGCAAUGGCGACGAGCAUCAUGUUGAGCGUGGGCUGCAGAGGAAUGAGCCGGCCACGACGCCAGCGUCGAAGCCGUUCUCGUUCCACGCUGAUGUCAGGCGAGCCAGACUGCUGUCGAACGAGCAGAGAAGCCGGCGGGAUGACGGCAACGGCCUGCGACUGCGCCGACUGCUUCUGGGAGCCUGUCCGUGGAUAGGACCCAGUCCGAGGGGAACCAGCGAGCUCACGAUCCCGGAAUGGUGACGGGGCCUCUGGGAGACUGGGAAUGACGAUACCAAAAGUCUGGGCGAUACGACCAAGCUGGGCUGGUGUUAAAGGAUUUCUUGGUGGUGGAUAGUAUCGAGGCGUGGGCGAGUGCAUGUCGCCGCUGCUGCUGUCGUCGGCCUCGCCAUGGGAGGCAGCGCCGGAGGACAUGGCCCGCUCCUUGCCCUUUAUACUUGUUGGUGUUGGGUAUGUGUGAUGGAGCCGAGGGGAGCCAAAGUGCGAUGGGCCGCCUGGUUUGGUGCUAGGCCUUGGGUGGCCGCCAUGGUGCGCGACGGGUGCUGGUAUGCUCGACGCAAAGGCGGCCAAGGGCGGAGGAGGUGAGGCGAGGGAGAAGCGCGGCGAGCGUGCUGUGCCGGGUGGACUGGCAAAGCGGGCCGAGGAGGGAGGGGGUGGCCAUGCAACGAGCUCGUCGUGGAUGAUGGGGGCAUUCGAUCCGAGGUUGAGGGCUGGUGUUGGGGACAAGGGUGGUGACGUCCCAAAGCGCGAGCUUGUUGGUGGUGGUGGCCAUGCUACGAGGGGGUCUCGCAGGACUGGGGCGUUUGACCCGAUCGCCAUGGCGAAGCACAAAGUCUUGUAAUGUGGAUGAUCAACGUUGGCAAGGAUGGGCUCACCACGUCGAUAAAGUGGAGGAGGGAGGGGGCGCGCGCUCGGGGCAGGUGGUCAAUGACUGGCGGCGUUGGCGCGCGGCGCUCAACGGGGGGCUCGGGGGCUCGAGGGGCUCGGGUCGUCGGAGGUGGUGGUGGUCGGUGUGGUUUGGGGCGCGCGUCCUGGCGGUGUCCACUAGCGUGUCGAGCGAUGGCGUUCGGGGAGAUGGUGUUGGUGAAUGAAUUCAGCCCGGGAGGAAGGUGCGCGCCUAAGCAGAGGGCAUGCUGCGGAUGCGAUGUGAAGGAGGGGGGCGAAGGAUACAAAGGCCGAGGAUGUUGAUGAUGAUGAUGAUGAUGAUGGUCGCGUGUGUGUGUGUGCGUGUGUCGGUGCGCGCGUGUGGGAUGUCGUCGGAUGCAAGAUUGUCG